Ahaetulla prasina is the source of this 5112-nucleotide messenger RNA. RefSeq names its product platelet and endothelial cell adhesion molecule 1 (gene PECAM1). Gene Ontology annotation, molecular function: transmembrane signaling receptor activity. Bases 225 to 2414 code for a protein of 729 amino acids. The transcript has 16 exons. Gene Ontology annotation, biological process: cell surface receptor signaling pathway. The record is from RefSeq and is a predicted model, not a curated record. Lineage: Eukaryota; Metazoa; Chordata; Lepidosauria; Squamata; Colubridae.
UGCCACUUCCAGUUCCAAUAAUGGGAAUGAACGCUUGACCAAUAUCUUGCCAGUUUGUAGUCCUUGGUUGCUGAAAACACAUCUGUCCAAUUGCCUUCCACGGGGACUUUUGUGCUGCCGGAGUUUCGUUUUUUAGAAAAGAUAAAGUCCUUAAAGGAGGGAACUAUUGGAACUCAUGAUCAUUUCUUUAUGCUGGAGUUUCAUGUUCGCUUUCCGAUUACGAGAUGUAUUGCCUUUUGCUGUUGAUCCUCUUACUUUGCGGCAAGGCGAAAAGUCAAGAUAACGUGUUCACUAUCAAUAAAGUUUCACUCCAGGCUUUUCCACAAAAUGAAGUGCGCAAUGGAGAAACACUCAUCCUCAACUGUUCUGUGGACAUUAGCAAGAAUGAACAUUUCCGACUGAAUUACACAUUUUCAUUUUUCAAGGAUGGUGAGCUUCUGUUCACUAACACAGUUGAACAAGAUAGCGCCCAGUAUACAAUCUCACAGGCUAGAUUUUCUUCAUCAGGAGACUAUGAAUGUUCAUUAAGUGUUGAGGAGAAAAAAAAAUCCAGUGAUUCUUUGCUCAUUAAAGUUGAAGGCAUAAUGAAGCCGAUAUUGAAAGCCCAGAGAACAGCAGUGAUGGAAGGUGAAAAUGUACUUUUACGCUGUGAAGUGCCAGAAGAAAAGCCACCUUUUUAUUUCACAUUUUACAAAAAUGCACAGUCUGCAAAUGGAGUUGUUCAUGACAGGAAACGAACAUCGCAACAUGAAAAUUUUGUUGAAUUAGAAUUUCCCAUCGAUGCCGGAGACAGUAUUUUAUAUUUUGAAUGUGCUGUCCAGAUGAAUUCAAUGGCAGGAUCUCAAACAUCAGAGCGCAGUAAUAGAACAAUUGUCACCGUUACUGAACCAUUUUCUGUUCCUAAAAUAACCAUCAACCCACCACAGAAUAUUACUGAAGGGGAUAAGGUCUGCAUAACAUGUUCAACUGUCCUACUUCGCCAGGAUCAAACUGAAAUUAUUUUGCAGAAAAAUAAAACAAUUCUGAAUAGCACCAAGGGCAGAGAAACCCUAACGUAUUGCAAGGUAGUCAAGAUGGAAGACAAUGGCAAUUAUAUUUGCAAAGUGGAGCAUAGAAGUGUAUCUAAAAUCAACAAAGAAGAACUUGUGGUGGCUGAACUGUUUUCCAAACCGAUGUUAGUGGUUAAUAAUACCAGGUGGGAUGAAAACAGCAUGGUACAAAUUCAGUGUCAAGUGAACGGUUCCAUGCCGAUCAGUCUCUCGCUCAUAAAGGACAACAAAAUAUUGGUAAACUCCAGCACUUACAGGGCUAAACUUCGUGUACCUGACAGUGGAUUCUAUAUGUGUAGAGCAGAGAUAAACAACAUUUCCAAGGAAAGUGACCCAGUGUUUAUCUACGUUUAUGCUCCAGUUUCUCUGCCUGUCCUUUCUCAACCAUUUUCCCAAGUAGCUGUAAUGGAGAAGUUCUUUGUCUUACAAUGCUACUCAAAAUUUGGGACUCUGCCUAUCACGUACUCCCUUUACAGAGGGAAUGUCCUUAUCAGGCAGAUUAUGACUGAAGAAAACAUACCAGCAAAUUUUACGGUGAAAGCCUCUAGCAUCCACGAGUCUGGACAAUACAGCUGCCAUGCUAAGAACGGCCACUCUUUUUCACAACAAAGCAAAGGGCUAAAUGUCACAAUAAUAGCUCCAGUUGUUAACAUAACUUUUGGAAGAAAACCACAAGAGAACAUAGAAGAUGGCAGCGACCUCCUAUUUUUCUGCUCGGUUGAAUCAGGAUCCUUCCCUAUUGAGUUCCACUUUUUUAAAGAAAAUGACGGCAAAUCCUUAUAUCAGGUCACAGAAAAGAAAAAACGGACAGUUUUUUGGGAAAAGAGACGCUUCACAAGCCAGGAUGAAGGGAGUUACUUCUGCAGAGCUGACAACCAAGCAAAAUCUUUUGUGGAAAGCCAGAAGAUCCUAGUCAAGGUUGUCAUGGCUUCGUGGAAGAAAGGACUUAUUGUAACCACAAUCCUCCUGAUUUUUCUUGCUGCUAUAAUUACAAUCAUUUGGUUGAAUUGUCGUUUGAAAGCAAAGGCAAAAAACAUUUCUACAGAGUUGGCUGUAUCCAAAAGAGCAACCAAUUCAGUGGAUGGGAAACUGACAACAGGACAUAAUAAUGAAGGAGAAUUCUAUUAUGGUUCAGAGUAUAAUGAAGAUGACGAAAAAAAUCACAUCAGUGCAAAAGAGGAUAAUAGAGGAUCUGAACUUGAAGCUCCUGAAGUGGAAUAUACAGAAGUUCAAGUAUCGGUGCCUCCCCCUUACCGAGCUCCUGUAACAAAUAAUGAGACAGUUUAUACUGAAAUCAGAAAAACUAUUAAUGAUGCUGAGGAGAACAGACAUUCUAGAAUAGAACCUUCUCCUGACGGGACUUAGGAAAAGAUGGCAGAGGAAAUCCGUGAAAACAAGAUGGAGGAUGUCCUACCAGUUCCACUUAUUCUGCAGCAUUUAGGUGCUUUCAGAAGUCGCACUUUGCUUGAGCGGUUGGUAACCCCUGUGGGGUGAACCGAGCAUCUACAGUAUACAGUACUUUUGCUGUUUGCCAUUGCCAUCCCAUAACCUAGUGAGGCACACUUUCCAAAUGAUUGUUCCAUAUUUUUUUUAAUGCCAUUCUUAAAUGGAAGCAUGUAUUUACAAGAAGUAUUUGCCAUCUUAGUUGGUUGUUCUGAAUCAUUCAAGCCAGAAAAUAAACCUGCCAAGAUACAUUAUCUGGUAGUGACUUCCCUGUCCUAGAACACCAUGCAAGCAGUCUGGCAAUGAAUUUGCAGGCACAACACUGCUGGUGUUUCAACAUUUCAAAGCAGUGGCUUCCAGAUUGAAAUGUGGUCUACACGAAAACAUCUUUUACAUAGAAAGCAAAAUGUUGUGUAACAUUUCAUGUUACUUUUGCACCAUCAAUGAAAUGUGUCAGUUCUCCUUGGCCAGAUAAGUGGCAAGAAAUGUUUAAUCAUGCGCCUUUCUCCUGUCACAAAUAUCCGUUUGCAAUGGACCAUAAAAAUGCCCUUAAAGGAGCUGCCAUUUGAAAUGUGCAAUUAGAAAGAGCUAUUACUUGCUCUAACAAAUAGCUCUCCCAUUACAUCUGAUUCCUCAGAACUGGACAUGUCCCAUAAGAACCAAAUGCCAUUCUGACAAUAGCUUUUAAAUAAGUACAAAGAAUUUGACAUCCCCCCCCCCCGCCAAGAGACUAAUCAAUUGCAGUGCAGCCUUGAAUUUUAAUUGCUGCUUGUCAGAUAAUCUCAAAUACCUUCUUUGAACUCUAAAAUCCUCAUGGCUGGUGAGCUGCUUGGUUAUGCCUAGAAAACCAAGGCCUGACAAUAAUCAUGAUAGUAAUGUUAAAUGUUAAAUUACACAUCACUCUAAGCCUUAGAGUCUAAGGCAUGAUUUACUUAAUCAUGGUUUCCUAAGUCACAAUGAUUUGAUUCCCAAAAUAUGAUAAGCCAUCACCCGCAGCCUAUGAUGAAGUAUUCAAUAAGCCAAGGUUAAGUGAUACAUACUGUAUAUAAUACUGACACUGUGCACAGAUACUAGACUAAACAAAUAUGGGAACAAAACAGUAUCAGGAGCUUAUUUCCUGUCUGUUUCCCCAAUACACAUUCAACAUAAUCAGUGUUCAUAGGAUCUUGAUGCAAUGACUAUAUGUAUGUAUUAUUUCAAAAGUUACAAGAAAAUAAAUGGAGGAAUAGCUAGUUGCAUAGACCCCAUGCUAUCUGUGGUAUCCAUUCAGUCUAUUCCAAGGUAGCUUUUGCAUAAACCAGAGGCUCUAGGACAGAGGUGUCAAACUCACAGCCAGAUGCGUCACGAGCUGGCCACGCCCACCCCCGGUUUAACGAAGGGGGGGAAAGUCCCAAUAUGUCACGUGACAGCAAUGUGACAACGUGAGUUUGAUAUCUCUGCUCUAGGACAAUUGCAGCAUUCUUGAUUCUCUGCCAUGUUGGCUGGGCCUGUGGGAAUGGCUGUGUAUCCUGAUUGGAGAAUCACAAGUCUUCCAACAUUGUCUUACUUUCUUGGAACAAUCCUUGGACCAUAUUUGCCUAUAAACUGCUGUUUUUGCCAUUGCUGCUUCUGAGGCGCAAAUCUCUGGAGAGCAGCCUCUUGUUGACAAUUUGCCGCUGAAAUAAAUUAUCCACAUUCGAGUCUGAGUGAGGUUCUGUCAUUCAAGUUUACCUCAGUGUUAACUGAUGGGAAGAAUGAAAUCCGAUGUUAAUUUGUAAUAUAUAUCCCAUAUGGCUUUCAUUUAAGUGCAUUGUAUUGAGUUAAAGACAAGAAAGUUUUCGGCAUAAUCUACUGUGCCAGUACAAAUGCAGGAUUAGCCAUAUUGAAAGAAGCUAGUGAACAAAUCCUCAAAGAUAAUGCUUUAAGAAAGUAGGCUUUGCUUAAAAAUCAAGAUAAAUGCCUCAGUGGUAAAAGCAGUUCAAAAUUAAAUCAAUUAUGGAGACAGAUAGUAGCUUCUCCUUUACUGGAGUUUUUCAAGCAGAUGUUGGCCCAACACUUAAGGAUGAUGUAGCUCUAGCUCUCCUGAACUCAGCAGAAGGCUGGACUUCAUGGUCUACAAGAGCUUUUGUUUUUAUGAUAUCUCAGAUGAAAUCAUGCUGCAGAAUCUUUGCAACAUCCCUGAUCAAUUCUAUAUUUCAUUAGUGUUUAGAAACAAGCACAUACACACAAUCCAACAUAACAAAGAAAAAAAUAUUACUAUUGGCAAUACAUGAAUAAAUCCUAAUGUACCAUAAAGUCAAGUGUUAAACUUUUGUUUUCUGUUAAAUGGUGUGUAAACAAACAUUGUGAUUAUUCUCAUGGUCUCUGUAGAUUCGUAACAUCACUUCUAACAUGAAAAACAGUGUCCAUGUUUCAAGAAACUUUAUGGUGACUCAUAGAAAGAGUGAGGCUAUUUAGGUCCUCAUUAGCAAAAUAUUAAAAUGAUGUACCCCAGCUUUUAAGCACAACAUGAAAUCAUGCUACAGAAUCUUUGCAACAUCUCUCUUGAUGUGCAUACAAAAUCCAGACCAUGCUUUCCUAUUCAGAUGUUAUUCUAUAUAAUUUGAUGUGGUAUUUUAUUAAAGAAAUAAUUUGAAUGCUA